Saccostrea echinata is the source of this 1386-nucleotide messenger RNA. RefSeq names its product fibrinogen-like protein 1. The record is from RefSeq and is a predicted model, not a curated record. The transcript is spliced from 5 exons. NCBI's taxonomy places the organism in Eukaryota, Metazoa, Mollusca, Bivalvia, Ostreida, Ostreidae. The coding region runs from base 1 to 1386 and encodes 461 amino acids.
AUGAAGGUUUUCAUUCAUUUAAUUAUUUCUAUAACAAUUUCUUACACGAUCUGCGUUUGUGACUAUAACUCCACGAUUUGGAUCAAAAAGAGACAUACCAAGGAAAUCGAUGUACUCCGACAGAUCAUCAACCAGGAAACUCUCAUCCGUUUAGCCGUGGUCAAGAAUGUUAAGGUAGUAGUGGACGACGUUAGCUCUGUGAAGCUAAGGAUGGCGUCUACAGAAAAGAUAGUGUCCACGCUGCAGCAGACGGUAGAAUCAUUGAAACGUCAGGUCGCUACCCUAAGUCAAGACGACUCUUUAGCGCAUAAGAUGGACACAUUGAAAAAACAGAUCGAAAGUUUAAGUCAAAACAACACUUUACAGCAAACGGUAGAAACAUUGAAAAAACAGGUUGCUAUCCUAAGUGAAAACGACACUAUAGCGCAGAAGAUGGAAACAUUGAAAAGACGGAUCGAUACUUUAAGUCAGAACAACACUUUACAUCAGACGGUAGAAACAUUGAAAAAAGAGAUUGAUUUUCUUAGACGCGACAAAACUUUACAGAAUACGGUAGAAUCAUUAAAAAGAGAGGUUAAAACUCAAAGACAGGAGGGCAGGAAAAUUUCAGAAAACUGUCAGAAUAGGUUUCAGGAAUUUGAUCAAAAGUUUAAAAUUCUAAAGGAAAAUAUGACCGAUCUCUACCAGUAUCUUAAUAGGACGGAAGUGAAAACAUUGGAAGAAGGUUUAAAACUUAAAAGGGAUUGUAAAGAACACUAUCUACUUGGACACAGACAGUCUGGUGUAUAUACGAUAAAUCCGUUUGGAAACGAGACCAGGGUCAGAGUGUACUGUGAUAUGGCAACUAAAGGAGGAGGGUGGACGGCAAUCCAGAGAAGACAGAGCGGAUCAAUAAGCUUUAACAAAAAUUGGGCGGAGUACAAAAAGGGUUUUGGAAACCCUAAUGGCACUUACUGGAUCGGAAAUGACGUGAUCCAUCAGCUUACCAAGGGAAAUAAAUCAUCCCUCUACGUCUCUAUUACAUUAAAAAAUGGCAAAACUUUGUAUGAACAAUAUCAACAGUUUUCGAUUUCUGAUGAGAAAAACAAUUACAAACUCUUCCUUGGAGGGCCAGCUUCCGGAUCAUUGGGUGACAGAAUGUUAAACACAAGGAAUCCUAACGCUGAUCUGUCUGGGAUGUCAUUCACCACCCAGGACAGGGAUAACGACAGGUAUAGCGUAUAUAACUGUGCUGCGUACCAUGGAGGAGGGUGGUGGUUUAACUGCUGUCACUGGGCCUUCCUCAAUGGUCCCUGGCCUCCAAAAUACUGGUACAGUCCUUGGAAUCCUACAGUGACUGAUAGUAGCAAGAUUAAGGGGACUCUCAUGAUGAUAAAACCUCACUGA